AUGGUGGGACGUGGGAGCAGGCACGGCAAGAAGUUGCAGAGCGAGCUCGCCGAUUUGCUGACGGCCCACCUCUGUGGCUUUGAUGCAGCGGGCCCUCAGAGCCAGAUACGUUGCGGCAGGUGUGGCAUCCUGCUGCUCUACCCUCAGGGAGCUUCCAAUGUUCGGUGCUCUCAGUGCAGCCACAUAACACCCGUCACCAUUUCUGGAGGCCCUGAGAGCGCCCAGCUCGUCUGCAGUCACUGCCGAAUGCUGCUCGUCUACCCCCGGGGUGCAAGCACAGUGCAGUGCUCCAUAUGCCACACACUGAAUCCUGCAUCACAAGUGAGCUUCGACUGGCUUCCCUUAUCUUGA
Molecule: messenger RNA, 351 nt
Organism: Ostreobium quekettii
Lineage: Eukaryota; Viridiplantae; Chlorophyta; Ulvophyceae; Bryopsidales; Ostreobiaceae
Source: the annotation of a GenBank genome assembly